Penicillium mononematosum is the source of this 921-nucleotide messenger RNA. RefSeq lists its product as uncharacterized. Gene Ontology annotation, molecular function: water channel activity. The record is from RefSeq and is a predicted model, not a curated record. Bases 1 to 921 code for a protein of 306 amino acids. Gene Ontology annotation, cellular component: plasma membrane. The transcript is spliced from 3 exons. Gene Ontology annotation, biological process: transmembrane transport. Lineage: Eukaryota; Fungi; Ascomycota; Eurotiomycetes; Eurotiales; Aspergillaceae.
AUGCUGUUCAAGAAACGCCACUCGUCUGAUACCUCGACGCUCGAGGGGACGCAGAGCUCCGGUGGAAAUGGCCAGCUGCCCAUGUUGCGGCUCCCAGACAGGAUGCGGUACAACUUGCUCUGCCUAAUGGGUGAAUUCGUGGGGACUUUCCUUUUUCUUUUCUUUUCUUUCGCGGGCACGCAGGUGUCUAAUACGCCCAUGCCACCACCCGGUUCCCCACCGAAUACUUCUAAUUUGAUGUAUUCGGCGCUUUCUUUUGGGUUUGCUUUGACGGUCAAUGUCUGGGCGUUCUUCCGAGUCACAGGUGGUCUCUUCAACCCGGCUGUUACACUUGCUCUCUGCCUUACUGGUGGCAUGCCCCCUCUUCGGGGAUUGUUCGUAUUUCCUGCGCAACUGGUCGCCGGAAUUGCUGCGGCGGGCGUGGUGAGUGCCCUGUUUCCGGGCCCGCUAAACUGCGCGACCCGACUCGGCGGUGGCGCGUCAAUUGUACAAGGACUCUUCAUUGAGAUGUUCUUGACGGCACAGCUUGUGUUUGUUAUCAUAAUGUUAGCGGUGGUAAAACACAAGUCCACCUAUCUAGCUCCAGUCGGAAUUGGUCUGGCUUUCUUUGUUGCAGAACUGAUAGGUGAUUAUUAUACCGGAGGUUCUCUCAACCCUGCUCGCUCCCUGGGACCAGAUGUGAUCAACCGCUCGUUUCCCGGAUACCACUGGAUUUAUUGGCUCGGUCCUUUGCUCGGAUCCCUUCUUGCCUCCGCUUUCUAUCGAAUCCUUUGUUUCGUGCGCUGGGAGAGGAUCAACCCUGGUCAGGAUUAUAACGAGGAAGAGGCGGCCAGAAAGGAGUCGUUGAUUGGUUCGGAACAUACCAUCACCGCUAAUGUUGCAAAUCCCAGAAGAGAUAUCCCGCCCGAUGAGCGUGUUUGA